Molecule: messenger RNA, 2543 nt
Organism: Ahaetulla prasina
Lineage: Eukaryota; Metazoa; Chordata; Lepidosauria; Squamata; Colubridae
Gene: PEMT
Product: phosphatidylethanolamine N-methyltransferase
Exons: 7
Coding region: 122-739 (205 amino acids)
Biological process (GO): phosphatidylcholine biosynthetic process
Molecular function (GO): phosphatidylethanolamine N-methyltransferase activity
Source: RefSeq, a predicted model, not a curated record
CAAAGAAGUUGAGAAAACACUGCAGGAGAUGAAAGACCCAGAAAAGUAAAUAGUGAAGUUGCCACAUCAGAAAAAGAGGCCAAACCUUCAUUGACUUUACAGAAACUCUGACCAAGAUCCAAUGACCAGGAGGGUCGACCUCUCGGCUAUGACUCUGCUAUCCGAUUACGUGAAUGCGACCGAUCCCAACUUUAUCGUGGCUGUCAUCUCCAUCGCUUUCAACCCGUUGUUCUGGAAUCUGGUUGCAAGAUGGGAGCACAGGACCCGGUCACUCACACGCAUCUUCGGUUCUCCUUACGCAGCCUGCUACUUCCUGGGAGUUGUCAUCAUCUCACUGAACUUUCUGCGGACUCACUGCUUUGGAGAAGCAAUGAAGGGUCAGCCCAAGCUGCCACUGCUGGAUUGUCUUUUGGGAUACUAUGCCAGUGUGGCCCUCAUAGCAGCGGGCAUCCUGUUGGUGACCUCCAGUUUCCUUGCACUGGGGUUUAUUGGGACAUUUUUAGGCGACUAUUUCGGCAUUCUCAUGGAGACGAAGGUGACCUCCUUCCCCUUCAAUGUCAUGGAGAAUCCUAUGUACUGGGGUAGCACCUCCAUCUAUUUCGGAUGGUCCCUCGGGAACGCCAGCCCAGUGGGUCUCGUCCUGACUAUGGUGGUGGCUCUGUGCUACGCAGUUGCUCUGCUCUACGAAGGGCCUUUCACUGAAGAAAUCUACCGCAACAAAGCAACGAAGUGUAAGUAAGGCCACAACACCAGUUGCAAAGACCUCCCCAACGCUGGGAUUGCUUGGACACAGAGAGCUGGCCUGCUGGUGGCUCCGAGAUGGGACAAUUGGAUAGGAUGAGAGAACUUCAGCAGCCUGACUUCCGUCGCAUUCCUCAAACUCCUCAACGAACACACAAACAGCUCCUCCCCCCCCUUUUUUUUUUGGUUUCAUGGGGAACGCCCAACUCCGAAAACGAAAGAUUUCACAAACACACAGGCCAAGCCAGGCACAGCAAGGGUGCUUUUGAAUGCCAAUGUUUGCUUCGCCCCGGCUGUCAGCCGUUUCCAUUAGCCACGUAAUUCUGGAUGUUUUGAUUAUAGGCUGGAGAGCAUCGGAAAGGUGGCCCAGGGAGGAGACCCUGAACGGUUUAUGAAACUGGAACCGUGUGCAGGACGCGUACAAAGAGAGAGAUUGAAACAAUGAAAAAGCACAGAGUGUAUACAUUCCUUGUCAGGAGAACAAAGCCGCAAGGGUGUAUUUGCGCUAAUGCUGCUUCCCAGUAUUUGUGGGGGAAAGGGAUUGGAUGCUUCAGCGGGGAGGCAUGGACUACCUGUGAACAUGCAGCAUCUGUAUUCACGCAACAUACAUACAAUUGGGAACUUAAUUCAUCCAUUUUCUGGACUGUCACCAUGCCUUAGAUCUUAAGGUCAGCAAAGGGCUGAGAUUAUUCAAUAUGCAAAGCCAGAAAGAAACCCUAACCAUGUUGAUCACAAAUCAAGGUUAGCGUUAUUUUUAUGAAGGCAUCUCCUUGGGUCAUGAUCUGACCUGCUUAAGCUUGAGGUGUUCUUGGUGCUCUCUGAGCUUGGUUGUUUUCUUGCCGACGUUUCAUGACCCAACUAGGUAACAUCAAUGCUAGAAGGGAAUGUGGUUUGUGGGUUAAUUUUGAACAGGGCUGCUUUUAAAACAAAAAUGGAAGAUUCUCUCUGGAUAACCAGGGAUGUCAGGAAGAAGAUUGAAACCCAAGUUCUCCAGAAUUUGGUAGAAAACAGUAUAUUGGCAUUGUAUCUCCUCCUUUGUCCCUCAGCUGAAAUAGUGCAGCCCUUCAAACGCUGUAUCAGAUAACGACUUCAGUUUUAGGGUUUCAGAUGCACCCCAUUUAUUGCUACCACUGCCUUUUUUCUAUGUGCUAUGAUGUCUUAACUUCUGAAAGCACCUUCUAAGCUUCUGGACCUCACCACAGAUGGUGUGUUUUCUCAACAAUGUUGGUGGACUUUGGCAGCCAAAGCAACUGUGGUUUAGUUUUUGUGAUGUUCCAGAGAAUGUUAGAUUUUGAAAGCAUAUCCAUAUGGAUAUCCAUAAGUCCCAAAGUGUUGCUUUAGCUGUUGUGAGUUUUCCUGUGUAGGAAUGGGUCAGAUUUAGUGGUAUGGUUGGUUAGUCUUGAGUGAUCAUUUCUGGAAAAGGAACAAAAACAGCAAUAUUUUUUCAUCAUUUGAAGAGUGCAAGAGUUUUGCCACACAUUUUUCACCCUCAUCCAUGAUGUCCAUCUCCCCAAACUUCUCCUGAGGCUCCAAAGACAGAUGUUCUUCUUGAAGGCAACAUCUGAUGAACGGAUUCGAAGAGAUGUAGGUCUCUCACUCACUCCAUCUGGCCUGGAUUCUUUACCCAUGAAAAAUGCUCCGGUUUGUGUCUCUUUAAAAGAAUGGUAAGUGGUAGAGAAGCUGGUGGCAUCUGUGAAAUCCUUUGAAGAUCAAAGAACGGAAAGCCAUUGGGUGAACUAAGCACUUUCACAAGGUUUUCUUUUUAUGUCCUAGGUAGGGUGCUAUAAAUUCCUUUCUCUUUG